AUGACCUCAAAAGAUUCAACCCCAUCGGGUUUACCCGAAAGCUUGUUUUUCGAUGAGCAAAAGCUCAAAAAUGCGGAAAACCCUGAAAAACAAGAAUUAUACCUCUUUAACUGGCUGGCAAACUUGGAAAGAGAGCUGAAAAAGAUUAAUAAGGAGACACUUAAAGAUAAUCAAGCCAAUCUCGAGAAGCAAUUACUUAGGUUCAUUUCACUUUCCUCUCCAAAACCUCAUCGCCCCAUUCGACAAAUUAUUGCGAGAUGUUUUAUAUUCAUAUAUGAGAAUGGUGAUACGCGAACGUUGUUUGAUACUAUUACUGCGUUACAAAGCUUAAUUGGCACAGGGAAAGGAAUUGGAGAAAAAGAGACGAAACUGGCUGCUUUACAUUGUAUUGGACAUAUUAUGAAAUCAGUCGGUGAUAAAGUUUUAUCACUCUUGCCUGAAACUGUUAAUAUAUGUUUGAAGACCAUAAAGAAUACAACGAAUGCCCUAAUAGUUCGGCUGGAGGCUAUAUAUACGAUAACACGAGCUUUGGAAGGGGCUGGUAAGGGUUCAUCUGAACCCGUUAUUAAAGAUAUCACCAAAUGCUUGAAACUUAGUUUAACCGACAAAGCUCUGAUUAUAAGAGUUGCUUCAGUUGAGUGUAUGCGAGCCAUUAUUAAAUAUGCACCUCAAUCGGCUCCUACUGGUGAAUUGGACUUGAUGUUAAAUCAAAUGUUUAAAGUGCUGGACGGCUCUAAUCAAACAAUACGUCGUGCUGUUGCAUCUUUUAUUGCAACUUUAUUAGCCGACACACAAGAAGAUUCUGAUAGUUUAAUGCCAACCUCAACUUCAUCUAAUAUCACUUCUUCGAAAGGAAAAUCAUCUGGACCGAAUAACCAGAACACUACUUUAACGCCAGAGAGUCCAACUUCAGCUCUACCUCCUGAAUCUUCCAAAUCGCCGUUUAUAUCCCCGAACGAAAUGUUAUCACAUCUCUCUACAUUCUAUAAUAAAUCUGCGACAACACGUGAAAUGCGUGCAGCCAUUGUUGAAACAUAUUCUACGUUAUUUAUACAACUAGGAACAAAAUAUGUUGAAUCCAAUUAUGCGACUAUAGCCCAACAUUUAUUGGGUGAUCUUGUUUCAAACACGAGAAAUGCAUCUUCUCGUUACGAAGUGCUCAGUGUUCGUGAGCAUUGCGGAUUAUUACUGCGAGAUGUCAUCGGAACACGAUUACUCAGUGAACAAGGCCAAGUAUUUGCUGUUCGAGAAUUAGUGAAUGGUUGGGUCAAAAAAUGGCCAGCAAUAAUGCCUAAUGAUAUAGAGCCUAACAAAUUGGCUCUUGUAUGUGCUGUUAACGAAAUAUCAGGAUUAUUAUUGGAUUUAGGUGGUGCUGCCAGUACAGUUCAGGAUGUUCUAAUAGAACCUUUAAUAACACUUCUCGGUCAUCCUAGUUAUUCUGUUCAGAUUUCAACUGCUUGGUGUCUUCGAUGUUUAUGCUUUUCAUUACCAUCCAAACUAUCUGAGCUUAUUACAAACGUCUUGGAUCAUCUUAACAAAGACUUGAAAGACUUGAACACUUUUAUCGGUCCAUCGACACCUUUGGAUUUAUUUAAACGGACUUUAGGUCAUGCACAUGGUUUAGCUGCUCUAAUGAGUGUCAUUCGAGAUAGACCACUUGAUGUAGAUUUUGAAGUGAGCGCGCGUGUUUUCUCUCUAUCUACGCAACUCAUCAAAGCAAGCUCUAAUAGAGAGUUGCGGGUGGCAAGUUUACAUAUUCAAGUGGCAUGGACUUUAAUUGGCUCUCUUAUGUGCUUGGGACCGAACUUUGUAAAGCUUCAUUUACCCCAGCUACUGUUGCUUUGGAAAACAGUUUUACCGAAGCCAUCCUCAAAAGAAACACAUCCAAAUCAUACUGAAUUAGAAUGGACUUUUAUGUUCCAUGUCCGUGAAUGCGUCUUGAGUGCAAUGUUAUGCUUUUUAUUGCACAAUGCUAAAUUAGUGACUGCUGAUGUAGCAAAACGACUUGUUGCGUUACUGAACAAUACCCUCACUUUUAUUAGUCUGAUUCCUUCAUCAUUUCAAAAUCCUCAGCCUAAUUCCUUACCUUUACCGUCUUCCUUAAAAUUUUCCGAGCGUGAUAAUAUGCUACGUCGUAGAAUAUUCCAGUGUUUUGUUGCUAUUCGACCAGUGUCAGCCUAUGAAAAUUUAUCGUCGCAAUUAUUGCAGAUGAGUCUAUCUAAUUUUGCGGAUCCCGAGAAACAUGUUGGAUCGACUAUCACAGCUGCAAUUGCGGCAGUUUCUGGCAGCUUCACUAGUGUUUGGACGGCGAGUGAUGAAUAUGCAUUUGGAGUUUCAAGUAAACUACGAGGAAUGGAUAUUGAUUUCCGGAAUAUUGAUGGUAAUCCAGAUGACAAUGUUGGAACAAGUAGGGAUUGGCUUAAUAGAGAUCUAGUGGAAAGUAAAGUUGAAAGUCAGCUUGAACAGCCAGUGUUGGGUGCUCCCGAACAUGAUUCACUGAUGAUUUACACCACUUACUGGUCAUCAUCUUUUUCGACAUUUCAAUUGCCUAAACCUGUGCCACCAGCUACCGUUUUGGUCGAUUCAAGCAUUGAAUUUUUUGCUACAGUUUUUCCACUUCAAAAUGCAGCUGUUCAGGAAUCUCUUUUUGAACAGCUGAUAAAAGUAGUUAGACAUCCAAAGUUAGAAAAAAGUCCUGGGCGAAAAAUGGCAGUUCAAGUUAACAUGGUGAUUGGAUUAUUAGGCACUUUUAAAGUUAUCAUGUCGGCAUCGAGUAGGCGUGGUGAUAGUGGCACUCCAAUGAUUGCUCACAAGAAAGUCGGCGCAUUAGCUAUGGAGCUUUUACAGGCAGCUAUUGUCCAUCCGGAUCCAUAUCUACGAAAUGCAGCCAGUGAUGCAUUAGGUCGCUUGAUAAGUAUUGUAGGUGGCAAUCUAAUUCCGACACAGAUUCAACUUUUAGUCGAUCAAGUUGUGAAUAAUCGUGAUCCUGAUACAAGGGCCGGAAGUGCUUUGGCCUUAGGAAACAUUUAUAGCCAUGUCGGUGGGAUGGCAGCGGGAAAUCACCUAAAGACAUUAGUUGGGAUAUUGCUUUCCUUAAGUAAAGAUCCUCAUCCCGUAGUUCAUUUUUGGGCGUUAUAUGCACUCGCCAAAACUAUCGAAUCAGCUGGCUUAAUGUUCUCGCAGUAUGUUAGUAGUACAAUCGCUACUAUUGCUAAACUAUAUAUGGCUGAAACACAUGAACCUGGUGGAGGGUCAGUCGCAACGACGAACGUUGGAUUAGGAUUAUCAGCUUAUCAACAAUUUGGAAAAAUAAUAUUCGGUCUUAUUGGCACGCUCGGACCAGAAUUACAAGCUCAUUCCAUAGUCCGAGAUCUUUGUCUUAAUUUGACCGGAGAAUUAAAGAAUGAUGAUGAACAGCUUGUUAUAGUGGAAUCUAUUCGUUGUCUACAGCAUUUCAUUAUGUUUGCUCAUCAAUAUGUAGAUUUACCUGACCUGAUUAGAUUUUUGCAAUCGCAACUUUCUAGUAUGCAUUUGCCUCUAAAGAAAGUUGCAGUCACAUGCCUAUAUCAAUUAGUACAACGUAAUGCCAGACACGUAUUUGAAAUGGCUUCACCUGGUCUCGAUCAACAAUUAUUCUCUUUACUGGACACUGAUCCAACCGUGGAUGGAGUCAAGGAUAUUGUAAUAAGUUGGCUAAAUCAGACUGCCAUUGAAACUCCAUCCAUUUGGGUAGAAUUAUGUAGAAAAGUGAUGUCAAAAACAGGAUCAGUGGCAAGCGCUGGUGCACCGGUUCAACCUCCUUCUUUAGAUAUAGGCAGGGGAGAUGAUGACAUUAUUGAUGAGGAGGGUGACGGAUUUGAUAUUGGACAAACUAUUGCUAUACCUCCAAAGCAUCGUAAUCUAGAAAAGACAACAGCAUCAGACGCAGUCCAAAUCCCUCCGCGAUGGAGAACGCAAUUCUUUGCUUUGCGGUGUCUUCAUCAAGUUGUUGAAGCAAUUUAUGUAAAUGGCAAUAAAGAUCAUUUUAAUUUAGCAAAAGCGAAGGAAGGUAAAAGAGAAGGAAAGGAUUAUUUGGUCCUGAGGAUUGCUGAUCUCAUUAAAAUGGCGUUUACGGCAUCAACCGCUGUUGUUAGUGAAAUGCGGUUAGAAGGACUUACUGUACUUCGAGAUGUUAUUGAGAAAUUUGCUGCUACUCCCGAUCCUGAUUACGAAGAAGCUGUUCUAUUAGAACAAUAUCAGGCUCAGAUCGGAGCAGCUCUAACUCCCGCUUUCUCAGGUGAUACAUCACCGGAAAUUCUUUCAGCUGCCGUAAAAGUUUGUGCAGUAUUUGUCGGUAGUGGAAUUGUUAAAGAACUUUAUCGAAUGGGUCGCAUUUUGAAAUUAUUGACCACCGCACUGGAAAACUCUAAAGAAGAUUCGAGUAUCACUACUGUGGCAGGUGUCAAAGAUUUGAGUCCACAUGCAUCUAUAAUGGUUAAACUCUCAGUUUUAAAUGCAUGGGCUGAACUUCAAGUCGCCAGCACCAAACAAUCGUAUCUAGUCCAAGUUGUCGAACCAAAUCUUCGAUUACUAUGUCCUUUGUGGGUAGGUGCAUUGCGAGAUUAUGCACGAGUGCAAGUUGAACCCGAAAUCGAGUCACAAGCGAAUUCAAAUGCAAGUACUAUACCUAAUGCUCAAAAUGAUGGUUUUGAUUCAAUGUAUAUUGGUCUGACGAGAGAAGUUAUUUUGCCGUAUUACAACAGAUCUUGGUUAAAAAUACUCGCGGCUAUUGCAAGUCUUGUCGAUGUCAAUAAUAAUCUAAUUAUAAGUGCAAUUAACGGCGAUAAUUGUGUUGAGGAUAAAAAGAUACCUGAUAAUAAAGAUAACCAAGAAAACUUUGAUGACUUUUUAGCUUUUGAGAACGAGUCAAAGACUAUUGGUUCAUCAGAUAAAGACAUUAUUGAGAAUACGAAAUCAAAUGAUACUACAAAAUAUUUUUAUAUUCUAUUUGGACUUUGUGUCGAAGCUUUAUCUAAAACAUUCGGUGGAAGUAACAAUAGUAGAGAGGAUCAAAUCGUUGUUCUGACAUGCCUUGAUGCAUUAAAAGCUUUAUUGCGACCGGUAUCUGCGGGUCGUGCCUUCCUUGAAAAACCUAUCUUCAUCGAAUUAAUUAAUUUAUUGGAUCGACUAGCGCUUACGGAAGGAUUUAAAGCUCAAUAUGUGAUUAUUCAAAUUAUAAAAGAAAUGAUAACUUUUUAUGGUCCUGAUUAUUUAUGCAAUGAUUUGAAGAGUAUAAGAAAUCAACCUAACGGUCAUUUGCAAAAUAAGAUUUUGACUAAAGAAAAAUCAGACACCAAAAUAUAUCACAUUCUACGAUUGCUCACCAAUAUAUUUUUCCAGAAAAUUCCUUCCUUGUCAUCACGAUCGACUGCUAUGAGAGUAUUUCGGGCUCAAGCAAACACAAGAGCUCAACCUUCCCAAGAAACCAUACUAGUAUUGAAAAAUUCAUUGGAAGCACUGACUUCGCUCAUUUCCAUUGUACCUUCUAAAUACAAAAUUGACUUAAGUGCCAUUGUAUUCUAUAUUUUCAUAUCUAUCAUUCAUGAUGAAAAGUUUCAGAAUGAUCUUGUGCCUCAUGUGUUAGUAAAUGUAAAGACUUUAUGCGAAAAUCUUGAGGCUACUAUUGAAGAUGAAGAUUUGCAAGGAUUUUCUCGUGUAAUUGAUUCGACUAUCAUGUCGUUGCUUUCUCGGAUUCAAUCAUUCCUUUUGAAUGGCACAAUUCAACCUGAACUAUCUGAAGAUGACGUUUCAAUUGUAAAGAACAGUCUCUUGGCAAUAGUUUUAGUGUUAUCGACAUGUACCAAGGCAAAUUUUAAUGUAGCCCUACAAAAUGAUUUCACCGAGAUUCUAAAAAAUGGAUAUUAUUGGGAAAAACUACCGAUUGCGAUUACAUCUUUGCAAUGUACUCGCACUUUGGUAAUGCUUGCAACGAAAAACACAAAUCCAAUCACGGUGGAAGUCAGUCACCACUUUACUAAAUCCCUAAUGCCACAAGUAGCAUUAUUUCUACAUAGUAUCAAAGAAUCAGUUUCAAAUCUGACACGAUCACAUCCGAAAUUCACAGUAAUCGAAGAAGCAAUAAAGACAUUGCUUGCUUUGUAUACAGCCGCGGCCGAAGAACACAAGUCAACAGUACUUGCUACAAUUUUGUCAACUCUCGUUCACUUACUCGAAGAACCGCCACUUGAGAACCCUCUACCACCGCUUCACUCAAUAGCUAUCUCACAUGUUUUCUUUUUGGCCACGAAUUAUCAGUCAGCAUUUAAAGACGUACUUUCUACUCAUCCUCCGCCGAUUAAAUCUAAACUCGAGGCAUGUAUUCGAUUCAAUGUGUUAGAGCAGCAGCAGCAACAACGACAAUUACAGGAAGAGCGAGAAAGAGAAUUGGCUGAAAGAAAUGAGUUGACCAAAGCACCAACUAUUUCUUUGAGAAGCGAUUUUACGGGAUUUGCGUAA
This is a messenger RNA of Ambispora gerdemannii, 6495 nucleotides long. Lineage: Eukaryota; Fungi; Glomeromycota; Glomeromycetes; Archaeosporales; Ambisporaceae. The record is from the annotation of a GenBank genome assembly.